This is a messenger RNA of Cuscuta campestris, 2500 nucleotides long. Lineage: Eukaryota; Viridiplantae; Streptophyta; Magnoliopsida; Solanales; Convolvulaceae. The record is from the annotation of a GenBank genome assembly.
AUACGAUUUUUUAGUGGAGUAGAACGAGAAAAAAAGAAAGAAAAAAAUCAUUAAAGAAAUCAUAAAUCCAUUAGCCAAAGCUUGAAGCUUGAAGCUUAUUCACUGUUAUUCACCAAAAAUCACUGCAGAGAAUUUGUUCUUGAAGCUUUUAUCAGCAGUCAAGAAUGGCGGGUGAAGGCGCUGGCUCUCAUAAAAGAGACCCCAUCAAAUCCUCAGGCAUUCCUCUACGUCGAACUCCAAUUCUUUAGUCAUAAAGUUUUUAUCUUUCCAUCAAAUUGACACUUUGAGGUUCUAUGGUCUGGAAAUUCGAAUGUUAUGCUGUGCAGUCUUAUCCCCUUAGGUUUCUUUUUUACAUUUAAACUUUGUGAUGCUUUCUUUUUUGUUCACAUGGAUAUGAGCACUGUCUUUAUUAUGAAUUUCAAGUGUCUUCAAGGAACAGCCGCGAAUUUGAGGCUAGGAAGAACACAUUUGGUAAUAUUAGGAGUUAAUUUAGGGUUAGUUAUGUGCAGAAAUGAGAAAUCAUUUGGAGCCCCCACUUAGUUGGUGUAGUGAGCACUGGGCAUAGACUAAGGAAAACACCACGACAUUGAAACAUAACAUGUUAGUUACCGAGCGUGUUAUAAAAAGCGACACUAAUGAUUGUAAGACAUGAUGUAUGGGUGUUUGUGUGGUAGCCAGUUGGGAAUGUUGCAGCACAAAGAAGAAGAGAGAAUGCGGUUACAGUUGGGAAAGAGAGAAGAGAAGCACUGAUGAGGACGAAGCGCCUUUGCAGAGUGGGAGUUAUUGGCGAUGAUUGUGACGCUUCUCUUGAAUCUGAUAUGAUGAUUGAUGAAGAACAAUCUAUUCUGGAGGCUCAGACUUCAUCUUCUGUUGAACAAUUAAAGCUCGCUGUUUCUCAUCAGGGAAAAGGUGCCGUGCAGAAAAGAGUGAAUGCUCUUCGUGAGCUAAGGCGUCUGCUGUCAAGGUCAGCGUAUCCUCCUGUUGAAGCUGCCCUAGAGGCUGGAGCUAUUCCUCUCCUUGUGGAAUGUCUUUCAUUUGGAUCUCCAGAUGAACAGUUGCUUGAAGCAGCUUGGUGCCUUACAAAUAUAGCAGCAGGAAGAGCUGAAGAAACAAAGGCUUUGUUGCCUGCAUUACCAUGGCUUAUUGCUCACCUAGGAGAAAAGAGUUCAUUGACUGUUGCUGAGCAAUGUGCAUGGGCGUUGGGGAAUGUUGCUGGGGAAGGGGAGGAAUUUAGAAGCACUCUCCUCUCACAAGGAGCUUUACUACCUUUGGCAAGAAUGAUGUUUCCAAACAAAGGAUCAACUGUGACAACUGCUGCUUGGGCAUUGUCAAACCUAAUCAAGGGACCGGACCCUAAAGCGGCAACUGAGUUGAUAAGAAUCGACGGGGUGCUUGAUGCAAUUCUUCGUCAUUUGAAGAAAGCAGAUGUUGAGUUGGCCACGGAAGUAGCAUGGGUUGUUGUGUAUCUAUCAGCCCUCUCAGACUCUGCCGCUUCCACACUGGCUAGGAGUGAUCUCUUUCAAAUUUUAAUAGAAAGAUUGAACGGAACGAAUAGCCUCCAGCUGCUUAUCCCGGUAACAAUCUAAACUUAAAAAAUAAUAAUUAAAAAUUGAUUUAACUCUCAGUUUAGUCAAAUAUUAUAUCCAUUGCAGCUGCUUAUUCAACUUUAUAUUUAUAUCUGUUUCAGGUACUACGGACUUUAGGUAAUCUUGUGGCUGGUGACACCGUUGUGAGUAAUGUUUUUCUUGUAGCUGGAACUGAAAUCACAGAUGCAUUUAUCCAAGCACAAGUAAAAUGUUUGAAAAGCGAACAUCGUAUCUUGAGGAAGGAAGCUGCUUGGGUACUAUCAAAUCUAGCAGCAGGUUCGCAGGAGCACAAGAAACUAAUACAUUCGAGCGACGCACUGCCAGUAUUGCUGCACCUCCUCUCAACAGCCACAUUCGACAUAAAAAAGGAGGUAGCUUAUGUUCUCGGCAACCUCUGUGUGGCCCCCCCAAGCGAAGGUUCCAGAACUCCAGAGUUGAUAUUGGAACACUUGGUUAGCCUUGUGGGACGAGGGUGUCUCUCUGGAUUUCUCGAUUUAGUAAGAUCAGUAGACGUUGAAGCUGCCCGACUCGGACUGCAGUUUCUUGAAUUGGUUCUGCGGGGAAAGCCAGACGGGGAGGGCCCAAAGAUUGUGGAGAAGGAAGACGGGAUCGACGCGCUGGAAAGAUACCAGUUUCACGAAAACGAAGAGUUGAGGGGCAUGGCUAAUGAGUUGCUGGACAAGUACUAUGGGGAUGAAUAUGGACUUGAAGAAUAGUAGUAGUAUUAGUAGUAGUGAUUAGUAGAAACAAUUCUUUGGUUUUAAUGAUUGGAUAUUGAUCUCUCAUUUCCUCUCCUCUUGUGUGCCAAAACUCAUCUUCUCAACUGCCUUUUGUACAAAAAAAAUUGUAUCCUGCAUUUGCAACCUCUCACUUUUUUUCUUCAAAAACUAUUAUCUGCUCACUCUGAUUUUUCC